This is a messenger RNA of Acromyrmex echinatior (Panamanian leafcutter ant), 417 nucleotides long. RefSeq lists its product as uncharacterized. NCBI's taxonomy places the organism in Eukaryota, Metazoa, Arthropoda, Insecta, Hymenoptera, Formicidae. The record is from RefSeq and is a predicted model, not a curated record.
AUGGCACGUGGACACCGGCUUCCUGGGCUGUCAGAUCAUCGCCUGAUCCGCAUGGAGCUGGUGUCCAUCCCCGCGGAGGUGUCGCGUAGACGCUGCCGAGAGAAGGAGGAACGUCAAUGGGCCCUGCGAAAGCUGGACCUCGGCGCUCUCGAGGUGAACCUUAUCUACUCCACCUGGCUGGAGCGCAACCCGGCCAACACGGUGGAGGAGGGGAGCGUUAUGUCGCGCACGUGCGACGCGUCGAUGCCCCGCUGCCGCCCGAUGGCGGGGAGGGCAACCUAUUGGUGGUCCGAGAAGCUAGUUGUACUACGUCGGGUCGCCGUGGCUGCCAGAAAAUCGUACAGUCGCAGGCGGCGGGGCACCGACGAAGAGAAGGAAGCGGCCGCCGGGGCACUCCGAGAUGCAAGGAGCCCUUAG